Molecule: messenger RNA, 2052 nt
Organism: Effrenium voratum
Lineage: Eukaryota; Dinophyceae; Suessiales; Symbiodiniaceae
Source: the annotation of a GenBank genome assembly
AUGGGUCCGCAGAUUUUGGCCAUGGCUUUGAGUCUUCGAAGGAUCUUGGUCGCCGCGUCCAGCGUGGCGGCAGCUGCAAAUGUUUUCAGCGUGCCACUUUCCAAGCGGGAGCUGAGCUUUGAGGAGACCGUGGAGGCUGUGAACAAGGGCAUGCAGAAGUGGGAGGCGCGCUUGGGCAAGGAUGACCCGGUGGUCAUCGAUGACUAUAUGAACGCCCAGUACUAUGGCGAGAUCGGUGUGGGCACGCCGGCCCAGAAGGAGAUGGUGAUCUUUGACACUGGCUCUUCCAAUUUGUGGGUGCCGAACACGCGGCCCUUCCUGACGAGCCACAACAUCUAUGAUCAUUCCAAGUCGUCCACCUACAAGAAGAAUGGCACCACCUUCGCCAUCCAAUACGGCUCCGGGCCGGUGUCCGGCGUGUUUUCCGCAGACACCGUGACCAUCGGCGACCUGCAGCUGAAGGACUACACUUUCGCAGAGGUGGACAAGACUUCUGGUCUGGGCCUGGGCUACCGGCUGGGCAAGUUCGACGGCAUUCUGGGCCUGGGUUGGGACUCCAUCUCGGUGGGUGGCGUGCCUACGCCCAUGAACGCCUUGGUCAAGUCCGGCCAGCUGCCGGAACCCGUGUUCGCCUUCUACCUGGGCAACAACCAGCCAGGCGAGCUGGUCUUUGGCGGCGUCGACCCCAAGCACUACACGGGCGACUUCUCCUUCGUGCCUCUUAGCUCGGAGUCUUACUGGGAGAUCAAGUUGGAUGGAGUCAAGCUGGGGUCUGACUCCGUUUCCAGCACCAAGAGCGCCAUUGUCGACUCUGGCACCUCGCUCUUGGCGGGCCCCAAGUCGGAGAUCGCGGCCAUUGCGACCAAGCUGGGGGCGAAGUCCAUCCUGGGCAAGGAGUACGUGGUGGACUGCAGUGCCAAGCUGCCUGAUCUCACCUUCACCUUGGGCGGUAAGGACUUUACCCUGAAGCAGGCAGAUUUGAUCCUGCAGGCGUCGGGCUCCCAGUGCAUUCUGGCACUCACGGGCUUGGACGUGCCACCUCCCCGUGGUCCUUUGUGGAUCCUGGGCGACGUGUUCAUGCGCAAGUACUACGUGCAGUUUGACUGGGGUCAGAAGCGUCUUGGCUUUGCAACUGCCGCCCAGGCUGUGCAGAUGCCGGCGGCCCCUGUGCACGUGCCACUUUCCAAGCGGGAGCUGAGCUUUGAGGAGACCGUGGAGGCUGUGAACAAGGGCAUGCAGAAGUGGGAGGCGCGCUUGGGCAAGGAUGACCCGGUGGUCAUCGAUGACUAUAUGAACGCCCAGUACUAUGGCGAGAUCGGUGUGGGCACGCCGGCCCAGAAGGAGAUGGUGAUCUUUGACACUGGCUCUUCCAAUUUGUGGGUGCCGAACACGCGGCCCUUCCUGACGAGCCACAACAUCUAUGAUCACUCCAAGUCGUCCACCUACAAGAAGAAUGGCACCACCUUCGCUAUCCAAUACGGCUCCGGGCCGGUGUCCGGCGUGUUCUCCGCAGACACCGUGACCAUCGGCGACCUGCAGCUGAAGGACUACACUUUCGCAGAGGUGGACAAGACUUCUGGUCUGGGCCUGGGCUACCGGCUGGGCAAGUUCGACGGCAUUCUGGGCCUGGGUUGGGACUCCAUCUCGGUGGGUGGCGUGCCUACGCCCAUGAACGCCUUGGUCAAGUCCGGCCAGCUGCCGGAACCCGUGUUUGCCUUCUACCUGGGCAACAACCAGCCAGGCGAGCUGGUCUUUGGUGGCGUCGACCCCAAGCACUACACGGGCGACUUUUCCUUUGUGCCUCUCAGCUCGGAGUCUUACUGGGAGAUCAAGUUGGAUGGAGUCAAGCUGGGGUCUGACUCCGUUUCCAGCACCAAGAGCGCCAUUGUCGACUCUGGCACCUCUCUCUUGGCGGGCCCCAAGUCGGAGAUCGCGGCCAUUGCGACCAAGCUGGGGGCGAAGUCCAUCCUGGGCAAGGACGGUACGUGGUGGACUGCAGUGCCAAGCUGCCUGAUCUCACCUUCACCUUGGGCGGUAAGGACUUUACCCUGA